Molecule: messenger RNA, 1619 nt
Organism: Lolium rigidum
Lineage: Eukaryota; Viridiplantae; Streptophyta; Magnoliopsida; Poales; Poaceae
Product: WAT1-related protein At3g30340-like
Exons: 4
Coding region: 504-1619 (371 amino acids)
Cellular component (GO): plasma membrane
Molecular function (GO): transmembrane transporter activity
Source: RefSeq, a predicted model, not a curated record
AGAAGAGGCAGUGGGCAUUGGAUCUUGGAACUUUCCCAUGGGAAGGUGUUUCUCUACAUUGUUCUUUGUAGACCCUAAAAUGGGCUCAUGCUACAAUUUUCAGUGCUAAGACAGCAUCUAAUGCUCUACAGUAGAAGAAGGCCAUGCAGGAAGGAUCACAGGUUAUAUUUUGCUUGCUAGAAACUGGAAAAAAGAGGGACAGAGCUUUACUUUGUUCCGCUGCACUGUGUAAUAAAGGCAGCUAUUCGAUUCAGCUGGUUGUGCAAUUUGCUCGAGAAAUUUCCACAAUUAUUCAGACAUUCUGAUGUCAGGACACAACCAUUGUCCUCCUUCCUCUUGGGCCAUGUUUUAGUUCUCGGUCACGUGUGCGAAAGCAAAGCCGCAAUCGGAAACAUGCCUGCAGAUGCCAAUUUUCAGGACCUCAUCAGUCACAACCCUUAUAAAAGCCAUGGCAUAACCCAAAACAAAUUGCACAUCAGAUCAUCAACGCAGACAGACCGAGAAUGUGGAGUGCAGGAUGCAUGGAGCAAUGGAUGCCAACAGCAGCGAUGGUGGUCACGAACAUCGUGAUUGCCGUCAUGACUGCGCUUCUCAAGCAGGCGCUGAACCAGGGGAUGAACCGGCUGGUCCUCAUCACUUUCAGGCAGAUGCUGGCCACUGUAUUCCUUGGCCCCAUUGCCUACUUCAAGGAAAGAAAGAGAAGACCAAAGUUCACUGCUGAGGUCUUUGUGUACAUGUUCCUUAGUGGAAUCCUCGGUCCGGUGCUGCUUCAGUACACGCUCUUCGUCGGAUUGGAGUACACAACAGCAACAUUUGCUGCAACUUUCUCGAAUCUGCUCCCAGUGGUUACCUUCUUGAUAUCACUCGCUUUCGGGUAUGAGGCCCUAGAGGUGAGGAGCAAGUCGGGAAGCGCCAAGAUGUCAGGCACUCUGGUGUCCCUCACCGGAGCCAUGCUGCUCACCUUCUACAAGGGCACAUCCCUCACCCACCACCACCAUUUAGCAUCCUCUCCACCCAGCACCCCAGUGGUCGUGUCCAGCGACGUUAACGACCAUGGGCACGCCAGCGCGGUGCGAUGGGUGCUGGGCUCAGUGUCGAUGCUGGCCAACGUCGUCGGCUUCGCGGUGUGGCUGCUGCUGCAGCGUCUGCUCAUGCGAAGGUACCCUGCGGUGUACUCUGCCACAGCUGUCAUGUCCCUGCUCAGCUUCGUACAGGCGGGGGCUCUGGCGCUGUCAACGCAGCGGAUCACCGUGGAGAUGUGGAAGCUCAGGGGCACCGUGGAGAUCGCCGCUGUCGUGUACUGCGGCGUGGUGGCUUCUGGGAUCGGGUACCUCUUGCUGACGUACUGCGUGGAGAAGAGGGGCCCGGUGUUCACCGCGGCCUUCAGCCCGCUGUCCCAGAUGUUUGUCGCCGGCAUCAACCUUUUCUUCCUCCAUGAGCCACUCUACCUCGGAAGUGUGCUGGGGUCAGUGCUGGUGAUCAUGGGCCUCUACCUUGUCCUGUGGGGCAAGAGGGAGGAAGCUGCCGCCGCAGCCUCGGCAGCUCCGGUGAAGCCGGUGGUGCCCGUGCAGGUAGCAGCUGGUCAGGGAGACGUGGCAGAGCAGCAGGAGAGAGUGUGA